CUGAUAUAGUGAAGGUUGAGAUAACAGAAGAUUUGUGUGUGAGGCAUCAGCUGGGAGCCCCAGAUGAGGAAUCCAGUGACAGCAUCAGCCCAGGUGAUGUUAAGACUGAAGUCACACUUAAUGCUGAACAAACAAAUGAUCUGUGUGUAAAGAGUCAGCUGGAUGCUGUGAAGCAGGAAAUCAGUGACAAUAUCAGUACAGGUAGCUUCACAAACUACAAAAAUCCUAGUUACAGUCAGAAUGCAGAUGCAUCUUUCAACCUUCUUCAGGAUAAAAAAAAGCCAUGUAGAAAAUGUAUGUUCUGAAUGUGGAAAAUGUUUUACUAAGAAAUCAUCUCUCAUUGGUCAUCAGAAAAUGCAUACAGGAGAGAAAGCAUUUUCAUGUUCUCAUUGUGGGAAAUGUUUUACUCUGAAAUCAAAUCUUAUUCAUCAUCAGAAAAUUCAUACAGGUGAGAAACCAUUUUCAUGUUAUGAAUGUGGGAAAUGUUUUACCUGGAAAUCAUCUCUUAAAUAUCAUCUUAUAAAUCAUACAGGAGAGAGAGGAUUUUCAUGUUCUGAAUGUGGGAAAUGUUUUGCCCGAAAAUCAAUCCUUAUUACUCAUGAGAAAAUUCAUACAGGAAGACAAUUAUUUUCAUGUUCUGAAUGUGGGAAAUGUUUUAUCCAUAAAUCAAAUCUUAAUAUUCAUCAGAAAAUUCAUGCAGGAUAUAAAUCAUUUUCAUGUUCUGAAUGUGGGAAAAGUUUUACUCUGAAAUCAACUCUGAUUACUCAUCAGAAAAUUCACACAGGUGAAAAAAUAUUUUUAUGUUCUGAAUGUGGAAAAUCAUUUACCAAUAAAUCAUAUCUUAUUGACCAUCAAAAAUGUCAUACAGGAGUGAAAGCAUUUUCAUGUUCUCACUGUGGGAAAGGUUUUACCCGGAAAACAACGCUUAAUAAUCAUCAGAAAAUUCAUACUGCUGAAAAAGCAUUUUCAUGUUCUCACUGUGGGAAAUGUUUUACUCUAAAAUCAAAUCUUAAUACUCAUCAGAAAAUUCAUACAUGUGAGAAACCAUUUUCAUGUUCUGAAUGUGGGAAAUGUUUUAUAUUAAAAUCGUCUCUUAAAUAUCAUCAUCAAAUUCAUACAGGAGAGAGAGGAUUUUCAUGUUCUGAAUGUGGGAAAUGUUUUACUCUAAAAUCAUCCCUUAUUACUCAUUGGAAAAUUCAUACAGGAGAGAAAGCAUUUUCAUGUUCUAAAUGUGGGAAAUGUUUUACUCUGAAAUCAUCCCUUAUUACUCAUCAGAAAAUUCAUACAGGAGAGAAAGUAUUUUCAUGUUCUGAAUGUGGGAAAUGUUUUAUUCAGAAAUCACAUCUUAUUACGCAUCAGAAAAUCCAUAUUAGAAGAAAUCCGAGUUAAACCUAGUAAGUACAUAGGGUGACUCAUAGUCCUUUUCUGCACAAUACCUAGAGUGCUGAUGAUGAUUAUACGUCUUUCUCUGGGUUCAUGCUUUUGGAGCUGUUUAAGGACCCCUCUGUACCUGAAGCUUGUUUACAAGAUAGCCUAGUGUGUUUAUUAUCACUAGAGGGGGAUCAGGGAUUUCAAUAUAGGUUAGAAUAGCCAAGUUAUCACCUUGUGUAAAUAAAAUGUGCAUUUAUUUUAGCAUAUGUUUAUAGAUGGGAGCUCCUAUGUGCAGAUAAAAGUUAUAUAAAUAUACCCAAAGACUUUUGAAGUUGAUAAACCCUUGUUUUUGAGGGCAUUAUAGUCAGGUGAUAAUUAAAAUAGAAUUUAAAGAGA
Molecule: messenger RNA, 1767 nt
Organism: Bombina bombina (fire-bellied toad)
Lineage: Eukaryota; Metazoa; Chordata; Amphibia; Anura; Bombinatoridae
Product: gastrula zinc finger protein XlCGF26.1-like
Exons: 3
Coding region: 241-1389 (382 amino acids)
Biological process (GO): regulation of transcription by RNA polymerase II
Molecular function (GO): RNA polymerase II cis-regulatory region sequence-specific DNA binding; DNA-binding transcription factor activity, RNA polymerase II-specific
Source: RefSeq, a predicted model, not a curated record